AUGUAUCAGGCGCAAAACGUUUACUUCAUCUGCGGCUUCGCCGCCAUUGGCGGUGGUCUCUUCGGCUUCGAUAUCAGUUCAAUGAGUGGUGUCCUUGGAACUGAGGCCUACAAGCGAUACUUCAACAACCCUGUAUCGUAUGCUCAGGGCGGUAUCACAGCUUCCAUGCCGGCCGGCUCCCUCGCCGGAUCUCUCGUCUCGUCCUUCAUUGCCGACAAGUACUCCCGCAAGGUCGCCCUCCAGUUCUCCUGCAUCCUCUGGAUCAUCGGCGCCAUCCUGCAAUGCGCCGCCGUCAACGUCGGCAUGCUUUGCGUCGGUCGUGUCGUCGCCGGCAUGUGUGUCGGUAUUGCUUCUUCCAUCGUCCCCGUCUACCAGUCAGAGAUUGCCCCCAAGGAGAUCCGUGGUCGCGUUGUAUCGCUCCAGCAGUGGGCCAUUACCUGGGGUAUCCUGAUCCAAUACUUUAUCCAGUACGGUGCCGCCCAAGGCGUUGGAGGCGGCCCUACCGACCCCAACCAGCCGACUGCUGCUUUCCGCAUUCCCUGGGGUGUGCAAAUGGUCCCCGCUGUCAUCCUCUUUUUCGGUCUUUUCUUCUUCCCCUAUAGCCCGCGUUGGCUCGCCAGCAAGGACCGCUGGGACGAGGCCAUGCAGGUUCUUGCUCACCUCCACGGCAACGGCGACGUCAACCACCCCAAGGUCCUAGCCCAGUAUCAGGAGAUUGAGGAGGCCCUUCGCUUCGAGCGCGAGGAGAACAUCAGCUCUUUCAAGGGUCUUGUUGCCCCCCGCAUGUACAAGCGCGUUCUGCUUGGCAUGAGCAUCCAGAUGUGGUCCCAAUUGUGCGGCAUGAACAUCAUGAUGUACUACAUCGUCUACAUCAUGCAAGGAGCCGGUAUCGGCAACCCGCUCUUGACUGCUUCUAUUCAGUACAUCAUCAACGUCUUGAUGACCCUGCCUGCCAUCAUCUUUAUUGACAAGCUCGGCCGUCGCCCUUUGCUUGUCGGCGGAUCCUUCAUGAUGAUGACUUGGCUGUUCAUUUCCGGCGCACUUCAGCAGUACUACGGCCAGCCCAACACUGCCGAGACGCAGACCUCCGAGAAUGAGACCGUCUCCUGGAUCGUCAAGGACAACUACUCGGUUUCCGCCGCCAUUGUCUCUUGCUCCUACUUGUUCGUCGCAACUUUUGCCACCACAUGGGGUCCUGUUUCCUGGACGUACCCUGCCGAGAUCUUCCCCAGCAAGAUCCGUGCCAAGGCCGUCUCCCUGGCUACCAGCACCAACUGGUUCUGGAACAUGGUUUUGGCCUUUGCCGUUCCUCCUCUGUUGUGGAACAUCAACUUCAAGAUGUACUACAUCUUCGCCACCUUCAAUGCCCUCGCCUUCCUCCACACCGCCUUCUUUGCUCCCGAGACCAAGGGCUUCACUCUCGAGGAGAUGGACGACGUCUUCAACUCCGGCCUUCCCGCCUGGAAGAGCCACCAGGUCAAGUCGCGUCUCGACGACCUCGAGAACGAGAUUGCCGCCGGAAACGUCAAGGUUGGCCGUCCCAACAACAACACCGAGACUCAGCCGGUUGCUGCCGAGCCCGAGAAGUCCGCGCUCUAA
This is a messenger RNA of Colletotrichum higginsianum IMI 349063, 1599 nucleotides long. RefSeq names its product High-affinity glucose transporter. Gene Ontology annotation, molecular function: carbohydrate:proton symporter activity. The transcript has 5 exons. NCBI's taxonomy places the organism in Eukaryota, Fungi, Ascomycota, Sordariomycetes, Glomerellales, Glomerellaceae. Gene Ontology annotation, biological process: transmembrane transport; carbohydrate transport. The record is from RefSeq and is a predicted model, not a curated record. Gene Ontology annotation, cellular component: membrane. Bases 1 to 1599 code for a protein of 532 amino acids.